Molecule: messenger RNA, 1080 nt
Organism: Phytophthora sojae
Lineage: Eukaryota; Oomycota; Peronosporomycetes; Peronosporales; Peronosporaceae
Exons: 5
Coding region: 1-1080 (359 amino acids)
Source: RefSeq, a predicted model, not a curated record
AUGGAUGAUGGCAUUUUCAAGGUCGUUCGAGACCCGUUCUUCUCGGAACUUGUGACGGUAGACGAGGUGGAUGGAUGGCUUAACUUCGAGUCGGAUUUGAUGGUGACAGGUCAGCAAAGGAUUUACAUUCGUUCUUCAUACAAGUCGAUCGCUGAUCAGGCGCUGUCAAAGGAUGAGCCCGGCAUGGAGAAGAAGUAUGCGGUCGUCACCGGUACGCCUAGGGUCGGGAAAUCGGUGUUCCUCUACUAUGUGAUGUGGAGAUUGGUCAAGGAAGGAAAGCGCGUGUUGUUUUUGACCGAAGAGCCGCCAGUCUACUUCGACGGCAGCGGAGCAGGAUGCGCGUCACAAGUCUUCGUGGAGGAGCGCGUGGCCCAGGCGCGUCUCGAGGCGGUGGCGCGCACUCAAGCGCUCGUGUGCGCUAUUAACCAAGCUUACGGAGACCCCAUGGCACUGGAGCGUCGCGUGGACGACCGCAUCCAGAGGGUGCUGACGAUGCUGCAGGACGCCAGCCUCAGUCAAGCGCGAGAGAUGGCAAGCGCAGCCUUGAGGGCGGAACAAGCAGUGCAGACGUUGAUGGCCAACCUCAACGACGAGUUUCUGCAGCUAGCGCGUGCUGUUGCAGUAUCGGAGGUUGAUAUUCGUCUGGGCCAGGCGAUGGCGAUUUUGGAGGAGAGAGUCGUGCGUCGCGCUGAAUCGCACGUGUUGGGGCUCGUGAAGAGCUUGUUGGAGGAGAAUCGCAGACAGUGGCAAAGGCAGCUAAUGGAGCUGCAACAUCUGGUGGAAGAACGCCUGGAGCAGCGACUGAGAGAAACCAUCGUUGUCGCCAAGAAAGCUGCGGAAGCGCAAGCGCGUGAAGUCAUCAGUGAAUCUGCUGGAGAGUCGACGUCACUAAAGAUUGCUCGUUUGCAAGCUCAGCAGGAUGUGGCUGAGCGUGCGCUUCAACGUGCUGCAGAGCUGAAAGCUAUUGCAGCUCGUGAGCUGGCCGAAAAACGAGCACAGAAGCGCACGAGCUCACCAGCACACAUCAAGGGCGGGAGGCCGGCAAUAAACACCGCCAGACCCACGCUUCCAGCCGCAUAA